This is a messenger RNA of Podarcis raffonei (Aeolian wall lizard), 1007 nucleotides long. RefSeq names its product keratin-associated protein 9-1-like. The transcript has a single exon. Lineage: Eukaryota; Metazoa; Chordata; Lepidosauria; Squamata; Lacertidae. Bases 10 to 786 code for a protein of 258 amino acids. The record is from RefSeq and is a predicted model, not a curated record.
CCCAACAAGAUGUCUUACCAGUGCAAGCAACCCUGCCUUCCUCCUCCUUCCUGCGUGAAGACUAAGAGUGCCACCGUGUGUGCAACUCCUGGAGGCGCUGUCUGCGUGACCCCAUCUCAGUCAUCUUGCGCAGAUGCCUGCACUCCUAAAUGUGCCACUGUGUGUGCCACUCCAGGAGGCUCCAUCUGCGUCACUCCACAGCAGCCCCAGUGCGCCACCGUCUGCCAGGGUCCUUGCGGCUCCAUCUCGGUGACCCCCCUGCAGAACCAGGGGCCGACCAUAUGCGCCACCCCCGGUGGGUCCGUCUGUGUGUCACAAGGCCAGGGUCAGUGCUCGACCGUCUGCCAGGGCCCAUGUGGCUCCGUCUGUGUGACACCGCAGCAGCCCCAGUGCGCCACCGUCUGCCAGGGUCCCUGCAGCUCCGUCUGUGUGACCCCGCAGCAGAGCUCCGGCUCAUGCAGCACGGUGUGCACCACCUCUGGCGGCUCCAUCUGCGUGGCCCCGAGCAAGGGUCAGUGCGCUUCUGUGUGCCAGGAUCCCUGCGGGGCUGUUUGCGUGGCUCCCAUCCCAGCCCCAACUGGGGGCGCGUGCGCCACCGUCUGCCAGGACGCCUGCGGAAACGUGAGCGUCACUCCCUGUGCUACUAAGUGCGCCGACCCCUGUAGCGGGGUGAAGACAUGUGCCACAAAGUGCGGGAACCCCUGCGUCACCGUGUGCUCUGACCAAACCUGUGUGAAGGCCUGUCCUUCCAUCAACAUGGGGCAAUGCAACGUCAAGAAAUGCUAAGUGGCCACAAGGUCAGAUCCUGAUUUGAAUCCCCGCAGUCCAGCUUUUGCAGAGCUCCCUUCCGAGACUGGAUGACACCUCCUUCCUCAAGUCUUCCUUGGUCCACGUUCUCUGCUCUCCUCUCCUCUAGAUGCCCUGAAUCUCGAUGUACAAGUAACGAUCUUCCCCAAGAUAUCACAUCUGGCUUGGAGAAAGAGCGAGGGGCUAUGAAUAUUCUUUGG